Messenger RNA from Clupea harengus (Atlantic herring), 4103 nucleotides. RefSeq names its product dopamine receptor D2b (gene drd2b). Gene Ontology annotation, cellular component: presynaptic membrane; glutamatergic synapse; plasma membrane. Gene Ontology annotation, molecular function: G protein-coupled receptor activity; dopamine neurotransmitter receptor activity, coupled via Gi/Go. NCBI's taxonomy places the organism in Eukaryota, Metazoa, Chordata, Actinopteri, Clupeiformes, Clupeidae. Gene Ontology annotation, biological process: adenylate cyclase-inhibiting dopamine receptor signaling pathway; regulation of potassium ion transport; negative regulation of cytosolic calcium ion concentration. The record is from RefSeq and is a predicted model, not a curated record.
CAUGCACAAUUAGGUUACUACCGUGAACACAACAGUUGUGGUGGGGCGAGAGUUGUUCCAUAGGAGCAGUGGCAACAACAUAUGUGUUUUGCUAGUUUUUUUUGCUAGUCCUCGCGAAGUUUUACACGACAACGUGAUACUUCUUGCUUAAACUUCGGUUUUAGGGGUUUCGUGUCAGUUAUCAGAAAGAAAUUGCAUGCACACGCAAGCAGAGCGAAGAACAUACGACUCUGUUUCCCUGUCCUUAGGGCAAUGGGCUGUGCAAUGAAGGUUUCCCGGUGUUCAUUUCUUCUUUUCUAGCUCAGAAUUUUAAAACAAUGUGUACAUCAGAACGGUGGGAAGUUAAGAUUCUGAGUCUGAAGACGGGCUGGAUAUAGGAAGCGGUUGGGAAAAACGGAAAACAAAAAUCCUAUGGCUUGAAGCUCAUGGAUUUCCUCACAGAGUAUGCCUACAACGAUACUUACUAUGAGAAUGGGACAUUCAACAGCACCGACUGGGAGGUCAAGCAUCCCUACAAUUACUAUGCGAUGCUUCUCACACUGCUCAUCUUUGUCAUUGUCUUUGGCAAUGUGCUGGUGUGUAUGGCUGUCUCCAAAGAAAAAGCCCUACAGACCACCACCAAUUACUUGAUAGUGAGUCUGGCCGUGGCCGAUCUGCUGGUGGCCACAUUGGUCAUGCCCUGGGUGGUUUAUCUGGAGGUGGUGGGAGAAUGGCGGUUCAGUAAAGUCCACUGUGACAUCUUUGUCACUCUGGAUGUCAUGAUGUGUACUGCCAGCAUCCUUAAUCUCUGUGCUAUCAGCAUUGACAGGUAUACAGCCGUUGCCAUGCCAAUGUUGUAUAAUUCAAAGUACAGCUCCAGAAGACGUGUCACAGUGAUGAUCUCUGUGGUUUGGGUUCUGUCCUUCGCCAUAUCCUGCCCCCUAUUGUUUGGACUGAAUAAUACAGCAACUCGGGAUGCGGCCGUGUGUGAGCUUGCGAACCCGUCGUUUGUGGUCUACUCCUCCAUCAUGUCCUUCUACGUCCCCUUCAUCAUCACGCUGCUGGUGUACGUGCAGAUCUACGUGGUCCUCCACAAACGCCGGAAACGUGUCAACACCAAGCGUGGCUGUCAAGCGGUUUACGUUGAGCCUCACGCCACUCCCAAGGAUAAGUGCACCCAUCCAGAGGAUGUGAAACUAUGCACUGUAAUUGUGAAGACCAAUGGAAGCAUCCCCUGCAAGAACAAGAAAGGUCUCCUUGUGAAGGAUGUGGCUCUUCACGGCAGUGAGCUAGAGAUGGAUCUAAUGACAAGCACCACUCCUCCGGAGAAGAGGAAAAUGGUUUCUCCAGAAGCAGGCCAGCGGCUGUCUCCCCUAAAGGCUGACAUCCCCUCUCAGGCUGAAAGACAGGUCAACGGGGAGGAGAAGAAUGGACACUUCAAAGAGGGCCAGUCUCCAAUAGCUGGUAAAGCUUUAGAGACCCAGGCCUUGCCCAAUGGCAAAACCCGCACCGCAUUGACCAAGGCACAGUGCAAGAAAAAGAUGUCACAGCACAAAGAGAAAAAGGCCACUCAAAUGUUGGCCAUUGUUCUGGGUGUAUUUAUCAUAUGCUGGCUUCCAUUCUUCAUCACUCACAUUCUGAAGUCCCUCUGCACAAGCUUGGUCGUCCCACUGGAAAUGUACAAUGCCUUUACCUGGCUGGGGUAUGUGAACAGCGCUAUCAACCCCAUCAUAUACACCACCUUCAACGUCGAAUUCAGAAAAGCUUUCAUUAAGAUACUACAUUGCUGAUAAAAACAGUUUACGCAUAGGACUGGGAAUCAACACGGAGCGAAGAAAAAAACUGUCCAUGAAAACACUGAAAUGUGAAGGUCACAGCACCUCAGGAUUCCUCCGCUAGGCAAGUUUAUGUUCUCAUAGACUCAUUACACACCGGCACUUUGCUGUCACCUCAGUUGAAUGUACUAUACAAGCAGGCCUUUAUGAGUUCUCCCAUUGAGUUGUAAAAAACCUCCAUAAAAAAAAAAAAAAACAGACAAGUUCCAGUGAUGAAUGGACUGAUAAAUUUAGCCAGUGGCCAUUUUUAGAACAGGGCUUUUUCUCCUUGGAACCUCCCUGAUGAAGGAGAUCACAAGGAUCCAUUAGUGGAACAGCAUAUCCUUUUUCUGUGGCAAUGUAGAUGUUACGAUGUUAAUGCAGGAGCAGUCCUGAUGUAAAUUGUGCAACACACAGAGAAUUCAGUAUUAAAUAAUGUGUUAAAUUAUUGGUGUGUCAGACUAUGUACAUAUAAGACAAAGAGCUUUGUGUAUAUCAGGGUCAAAAGAGAUGUAUGAGUUUAUUGGAGAAUGUGACUUGAAUGCUACAUUGACAUUAUCCAUAUUUUGAAAGCUGAUACUAAACGAGUCAAACGUAUAUUUUAGAAAUUAAGGCCCAAAAUCAAGUAAUGGCUUUCUAAAUGGGGAUCCUUGGGGUUUACAAAUGAAAGUGUGUACAUUUCCAGUGUAUUUAAUCCUUUUUCCAUAUGUAGAUGCCCUUUGUUUUGUGUACAGCAUUUCAUUUAGCAUAGAACAAAGCUAUCUAUUCUGAGGUGGUUGGGUUGGCACUGGGUUAAAUGGAUAUACGUGUAAUGUGAAAAAGCUCACGCACAAGUGUCCCUUGUGGCACAGAACAGAACUGUACUGCACAGCUCUUUAAUGCAGGAGUCAGGAGUGAAUGCCCAGCAUUUUGUGAUGAUUUGCCAAAGGUUUGGAAUCAUAAGUUCACACAAUUUUUAAACCAGUUGUGUUGCAGAUCAAGCCUCAUACACAAUACAGAAUUUGCACAAUGCUGUACAAAAUCUAUUGCACCCUACUUGGGGUGGCAGUAACAAUGAACACUGCAUUGGGAAAUAAUAUUAAUUAUAUGCUAAUUUCAUUUAAUAAAUAUAAUACAUAGAUUUUUAUUAUCCAUUCUCUCAAAACUUGGUGUGCCAAAAAUAUUUAAAAUACCUUUUCCUAAAAUGCUAGAAUACUUGGUGACUUAGAUAUAUUGUUUUCAAACAUUAAUAAAAGAUCUAUAAACAAACAAAUGAAUGUUACACGUGACUCCAAGCGAAUGAAAAGCCAUGAGCCAAGAGGCACGCACAGGCGUCAGAGUGUGCAAGAAUGUUUUAAUGAUUGUUUCUGUCGAUGAAAUCUGAAAAAAACUAGUCAAAUACUUCUCGUUGUUUUCUAUAAAAAAAACACUCACUGUAAGCAAUGCUUUUUUUGUAAAUACCAUGUCAAAAUACUUAAAUAAGAUUGGACAGCCGUUGAUUCAAUUUGUGUGAUAGGCUUUUUGUGAAUAAUUGGUUGGACAGCCCAUAUAUUACCUGACAAUAAUGCUGAACUGUAGAAAAGGGUAGAGAAGAUGAACUGCUCAAUAUUUGCCCAUUUUGUUGUAAUACGAUUUGUUCAGGUCUCCUCCUUUCAGUUACUGCUUACAAGAUAACCUACUUUGGUGGUAUGACAUUUUAAUCCAAAUCAUAAUGUGCAAUAAUUGUAUUCAUUUUUUUUUUUAUUAUUAUUGUUUUGUCAACCACACAAUGUAGACAGUAAUGGGAUAUUGUACAAAUAUUGUACAAGUGUAUAUGUGUGAAUUUGAGUGGUCGUGGUUGGGUGAGUUUUAGAAUUAUCAGUGGAUCCUUAUAUACUGGUUUGUAUUUUCACAUUCAAGAGUAUUCAGAAAGCCAUUGUUUAAUUUUUGGAAUUAAAACCAAACACAACCAAAACCAAACACAACCAAACACAAACAUGGACAAAAACAAGCAUGCAUGUUACAUGUGUACUUUACAUGAAAUCCUGGCCAAUGUUUUCCACAGCUGGGUAGCAAAAAAAAUAUUGAUAUUUUACAGAAGCUAUGUGAACUGAAUCUGAAAUGACAAGUUAACAUUUUGACCAUUUCACUAGCAUGUGUAAUAUAUAUAUUUUUGUUGUAAAAUUCUCAUUUGUAAAUAAAACACAUGUUGAAGUGUAAUUUGUAAGGAUACUGGACAUGUUGGCAAGGGAUGGCAUGUCAAACAUUCAACCUAAGAUCGUAGUCUAAGGCUGUGCUUCAAAUUGCAAUAACUGUUUGUCAAACAUUACAUUUUAUUUCUUAAUGAGAUCA